AUGGCGAACGAGGUUCCCAAGCCAAAACUCCUCUGGAACUCCGACAAUGUCAAAGACGUCGCCGAGUCCGUCGGCAUCAGCUCCCUCAAUGAUGAAGCUCUCAAGGCCCUCACGCAAGAUGUCGAAUACCGCAUCGGCCAGGUCAUCAUCGAGGCACUGCGCCUGAUGCGCGCAGCUCGUCGGACAACUCUCACCGUCAACGACGUCUCCCUCGCCCUCAAAGUCCUAGAUGUCGAGCCCCUAUACGGAUACGACUCCACGCGACCACUACGCUACGGCGAGGCAAGCCUGGGCCCCGGCCAACCGCUAUUCUACAUUGAAGACGAAGAGGUGGACUUUGAGAAGCUGAUCAACGCGCCGCUACCAAAAGUACCACGAGACAUGAACUUUACCGCCCACUGGCUCGCCAUCGAGGGCGUCCAACCCUCCAUCCCUCAGAACCCAACGACCGCCGAAUCCCGCUCACAAGAACUCCUCCCCAAAGGCCCCGGUGCAAACCCCGCGCUCGCCGCCCUCGCGGGCAACGAUAACGUUGCUGUCAAACCAUCUGUUAAACACAUUGUCAGCAAAGAGCUUAUUUUGUACUUUGAUAAGAUCCAAGCCGCCGUCCUCGACGACAACCCCGACGAAGAAGUCGUUCGUUUGCGUCAAGCAGCAUUGGGCUCUGUCCGUGACGACCCGGGCUUGCACCAGCUUGUCCCCUACUUUAUCAACUUCAUCAUGGACAGAGUGACGCACCACCUGGACGAUACGUUUACACUCCGCCAGAUGAUGGAACUGACGAAUGCCCUCAUCGAAAACAAGAGUCUUUUCUUGGACCCCUAUGCGUCGUCAUUGUCAGCACCGGCGCUUACUUGCCUCAUGGCUCGGAAGCUUGGCACAGACGAUGGAGUCGACGCCAUGAAGGAUCAAUACGACUUGCGACAGCUGGCAGCGUCAUUGGUAGGACGAAUUGCCCGCAAGUAUUCAGGCUCGAAUACUCUGCUGCGACCGAAACUCACGCGCACGUGCUUAAAGUACUUUUUGGAUCCAACGAAGCCACCUGCCGUUUUGUACGGAGCCAUCUACGGACUCUUGGAGGCUGGUGGUCCAGAAGCCAUUCGCGUCUUGGUGCUACGAAACAUGAAGACAUUUGACUCGGCUAUUUUGCAGCCAAUGAAGGAGAGAUCAGAGGGGAGCAUCGAGUACGAGAUGCUGGUGCAAGGUCUAGUCCAAGCAAUUGCGUCGUUGGCGCAACGCGGCGAAUUAGGCGCAACGAACGGUGUCAAUGGUGCAGCGUCAGGUUCAGAACUGUCCGACCUGACUGAGUUUAUUGGCCCCAUCGUCGGGCGCAAGAUUGCAACGGCAGGGAAUCGUGCGCUGGUGAAAACCAUUCUCGACGCCCGGUCAUUGGAAUAG
Messenger RNA from Pochonia chlamydosporia 170, 1398 nucleotides. Its product is annotated as TAF6-like protein. Bases 1 to 1398 code for a protein of 465 amino acids. Gene Ontology annotation, biological process: RNA polymerase II preinitiation complex assembly; transcription initiation at RNA polymerase II promoter. The transcript is spliced from 2 exons. Gene Ontology annotation, cellular component: SLIK (SAGA-like) complex; SAGA complex; transcription factor TFIID complex. The record is from RefSeq and is a predicted model, not a curated record. Gene Ontology annotation, molecular function: protein heterodimerization activity; transcription coactivator activity; RNA polymerase II general transcription initiation factor activity. Lineage: Eukaryota; Fungi; Ascomycota; Sordariomycetes; Hypocreales; Clavicipitaceae.